AUGGUAGAGAAACCCGCAAACGUGGAUGCCGCCGUGAAUACCCCAGUUGUGGUUGAUUCAAACGAUGGUGGAACAGUCGCCCAGGAACUGGAAUUAGAGCAUAUGAGGAGUACAUUGGAAGAGGCGAUUGUGGAAACGCGCACCGGGACCUUUUGCGAGACGGACUCAAUUCUUUUUGGCGCCGCGCUGGCCGUCUGCCGUAUCAUAGGUGCCAAGGUUUCCACGGCUGGACGCGCUACUGGCCAUAGUAGCGCUAUCCCAGCAUGGAGAAGAAGAAUUGAGGAACGUAUCGCAAAGGCUAGAGCUCUCAUCGGCAGACUGAUAUGCUUCAGAUCAGGCAACAACAGGCCAAGAAUUGUGCGCACCGUCAGGAUGGCGUUUGCUGGGACAAAUGUCAGUUUGUCCCAGCCGGAUAUAACGCAAAAACUGACGGAGCGCAUAGAUGAUCUGAAGCAGAGAAUCGCUGCUUGGGGAAAACGGAUUCGGCGAUAUACCGAGAGGUCGACACGGUUCAACCAGAAUCGUCUCUUCCAGAGUGAUCAGAAGAGGCUCUAUGAAUCAUUGGAGCGACCAAUGGUAAGUGGAACGGGUCCAGCACCGAAUCAGGCCGACACUGUAGCAUUCUGGUGCGGCCUGUGGUCAGAGCCCGUAAACCACAGCGAGAGCCCUUGGACGGAAGUUGUGGCGAGUCAGUGUGCGGGUAUUACGCCCAUGGACCCCGUCAUCAUAACGCCGGAUUACGUAGCUGAGGCGGUCCGUAGGGCCCCGAACUGGAAAAGUCCGGGGCUUGACGGGCUGCAUCACUACUGGCUGAAGGGGUUCAUGGUGUGUCACUCUGUGCUUGCCCGACAGUUUCAAGAGGCUCUCAACCAGAAGUCGCUCCCAAGCCUCUACUGUCACUACUGGUAUCACUCAUUUGGUUCCUAA
Molecule: messenger RNA, 927 nt
Organism: Parnassius apollo (apollo)
Lineage: Eukaryota; Metazoa; Arthropoda; Insecta; Lepidoptera; Papilionidae
Source: the annotation of a GenBank genome assembly